AGUAUUUUUUAUUUGUGGAAGUUGUGCUAAUCCUCUAGCGGUGGCUGUGCUGCAGUAAUGAAGGAGGCCUAGCUCCAGUAGGAAAACCCGAGCUGGAGAUGUUCAGAGCCCUUCACUCUGUGCUCAGCUACACGUUUCAGACCCGUCAACCAUGACGUGACUUUCAGUCUCACGGUUUCUAGAAAAUGCGUCGACACCUUCGUCUUGUGUCCGUGUGUGUGAUAUCGGUGUUCGUGUCGGGGCUGUACGUGUUCGAGCAACUCGCGUCCUCUCUGGAGACCGACGCCGGUGCAGGAGGCCUCAGCCCGCCUCACCCCCAGCACAGAGCCUAUUUUUCUCGUUCUGUCAGGUGUAAGUCAGUGUCUGUCACACACUGGAAUCCCUAUUGGAGACUGCCCCGUGAUGUUUGUGGAAAGAACUGCUUUAUGGAGUCGGCUCGUAGGUAUGCUGUGGAUAAAACAUCGUCCGAGAUGGACAGAGCUGAGCCGGUCAGGUUGGCAGUGGUGGCAUGUGGGCCCAGGCUGGAGGAGACUCUCACCAUGCUGAAGUCUGCGGUUCUCUUUAGCCACAGAACUCUCCACUUUCACAUCUUUGCUGAGGAUGAACUCCAUGCUGGCUUCCGAGAUGCUUUGGAGUCGUGGCCAGGCAGCUUCCGUUCUAAAUUUAACUACACUACCUACCCCAUCACCUUCCCCAGUGACAAUGCCAAGGAAUGGAAGAAACUGUUUAAACCCUGUGCUUCCCAGAGACUUUUCCUGCCUCUGAUCCUAACCGAGGUGGAUUCUCUGCUGUACGUGGACACCGACAUCCUGUUCCUGCAGCCAGUAGAGCAGAUCUGGAACUUUCUCUCCCAGUUUAACAGCACUCACAUGGCAGCCAUGGCGCCUGAGCACGAGGAGCCGAGAAUCGCCUGGUAUAACCGUUUUGCACGGCACCCGUAUUAUGGCGAGACCGGUGUCAACUCUGGAGUCAUGCUUAUGAAUAUGACGCGCAUCAGAGCCAAACGCUUCAAGAACGAUAUGACAACAGUUCACCUGAGAUGGACGGACUUGCUUAUGCCACUACUACAGAAAUACAAGCUCAACAUUACAUGGGGGGACCAAGACCUCCUCAACAUCAUAUUCCACUACAAUCCAGAAAGCCUGUUUGUGUUCCCGUGCCAUUGGAACUACCGGCCAGACCACUGCAUCUACGGCAGCAACUGCGCUGCUGCUGAGCGUCAUGGUGUUUACGUUCUCCAUGGCAAUCGAGGUGUUUACCAUGAUGACAAACAGCCUGCAUUCCGAGCCGUUUAUGAAGCCAUUCAGAAAUACCCAUUUGGAGAAGAUGCAGUCAGUUUCCUACUUAAACCUUUAGAGGAAAAACUAAAGACUACCAUGCAUACAUACUGUGGAAGAUCCAGUCACCUUUUCACUAAGAAAUUACAGGAGAGCAUAAGAAAACUUCAGAAUGAUAAUCACAAUACAAGAUGAUCUCAUCCAGCUCAACCCAAGUGAGUUUGUUUCAUCCACACUGUUGCUAAGAAGACGUGAACAGUGGUUCAAAUCAGGUCGUGGUGAUGGUCCUGUAUGAGUGAACUGGAGGUUGAAAUGAGGCACUGAAAUCACUUUUAUAUCUCCUCACUACAGUCCUGUUUCCUUUUUGUCUUUAAUCAUCAGCUAAUGAUGUUUAAGUGUGUUGGUACUGCAGGCUGUGAAUAUUGUUAUGAGUAAUAUUAGGAAACAUGGAAUUCCGAGUAAAAUUUCAUCACCUAAACAUUAAGCCUUAUUUCUUUCCAGGGAUAGUUAAAUAAAUUGUGUCUGCUGA
Messenger RNA from Ictalurus furcatus (blue catfish), 1806 nucleotides. It is a transcript of the gene gxylt1a, whose product is annotated as glucoside xylosyltransferase 1a. Lineage: Eukaryota; Metazoa; Chordata; Actinopteri; Siluriformes; Ictaluridae. The record is from RefSeq and is a predicted model, not a curated record. The transcript is spliced from 8 exons. Gene Ontology annotation, biological process: protein O-linked glycosylation via N-acetylgalactosamine. Gene Ontology annotation, molecular function: UDP-xylosyltransferase activity. The coding region runs from base 186 to 1472 and encodes 428 amino acids.